AUGAGAGUUUUUACUAACAUCAACCGUGAGUUUCAAAGAGUUUUCAAAGUGGAUUUUUGGUGGUGUGAUGUGGUGGUGGUUCGGUCUUCCUUUUAUACCUCACUUACGCGACGUACUGCUAAGUGGGAAGACUCGGAGAGACGGGAUAGCAGCCUAGGGCCGAGUGUUAUUUCACCUCAUUUAGGCAACGUACUGUUAAAUGAGAAUACUCGGAGAGACGGGGUUGCUGCCUAUGGCCGAAUCGAGUCGGGGGUGUUACAACCCGGGAAGCUAAGACCCGCGGUCGGCCACGCCACAACCGCCCACGCCACGCCGCGCACGACCAUGCCGCGCGAGCCGGGAAACAAAGCCUCGCGGCCGCGCAACCUAUCUCGCGUACCACGGCCGAUGGUUCCGUCCGAGCCGGGAAACAUCGUCCCACGUCCGGCCGAGAAACCAUCGACCAUUCCAUCACCCGUCCGACCACACCGGCCGACCAUGAAAUCAUCCGGCCACGACCGUUCCGACACGGCCACGACCCGACUGUCCGGCCACGACCGUCCGAACGCCGCGGUCGACCCGAAGCCGUUUUUGAAGCCCAAUCCGCACAAUUCAAGCCCAAAGCCGGCGCCGUAG
This is a messenger RNA of Microthlaspi erraticum, 615 nucleotides long. The record is from the annotation of a GenBank genome assembly. NCBI's taxonomy places the organism in Eukaryota, Viridiplantae, Streptophyta, Magnoliopsida, Brassicales, Brassicaceae.